GCUAGCUGCACAGGUUUCUGUCUGAGAGGAGCCUGGGAGUGUGACUCCAUCCACUCUGGAUCAUUCUGAGAUGGAGUCUCUCAGAAAAGCAGAACAGGACUCUUUACCUGCUUUGAAUUGUGACAAAAUCAAAUCAGAGAGUGAAGAAUGGGAGGAAUACGUAUCACCGUUCCUCUUUGACAGUGACAUAGAUGAUACCAGGAACUACGACAGGAACAGAGAUGGAAAUGAAGCUGAUGAAUGUGUCGGCACUGCAGAGUCAAGCCCUCAAAUGGUACUGAAGUCUGACCAGAUAAAAACAGAGACUGAUGAGGUGAAUCAGAUUAAGCCAGAGCAACAAGUCCACAGUCCUGAUGGAAAUAUUGAGGCCUCAACAGAAAACACAACACAGAUUGAGUCUAAUGCUGAUUUUGCUGAGAUUGAAAUAGAAACAGUGGAUGAUCAGAGCGAAUGUGGCUCUGUUGGAAAGAGGAGGUCAGGUCUACAGGAUAGUAAGAGUUUCAGUAAGGGAGUUUACCUGAGGACGAGCAGUGAAACCAACCUGGGAGAGACUCCACUUGUUUGCAAGGAUAGUGUGAAUAAGUCACCGAGUUCAAAGGUCACUGAAAGACAAAAAGAGAUUUGCACAGUAGAGAAGUUACAUACUCACAGACCACAUUCUUGCCCUGACUGUGGUAAGAGUUUCAGGCAGUUAAGAACUUUAAAAGAGCACCAGUUCAUUCACUCAGGUGAGAAACCUCUUAGCUGUACUGACUGUGGUAAGACUUUCAGUCAUUCACGGAGUUUAACACGGCAUCAACAGAUUCAUACAGGAGAGAAACCACACUCUUGCCCUGACUGUGGAAAAAGCUUCAGGCAGUUUGGACACUUAAAAAGACAUCAGCUGGUUCACACUGGAGAGAAGUGUCAUGCCUGCAACCACUGUGGAAAGAGUUUCAGUCGCUUAGAACACUUAAAAAUCCACCAGAGAAUGCACACAGGAGAGAAACCCUAUACUUGCACUGAAUGCAGUAAGAGCUUCAGUCACUUAGGAAGCUUAAAACUGCAUCAGCAAAUUCAUACAGGAGAGAAACCACACUGUUGCAGUGAAUGUGGUAAACGUUUCAGAGAAUUAGGAACUUUAAAACGGCAUCAGCUUAUUCAUACAGAAGAAAAACAACACACUUGUACUAUUUGUGGGAAAAGUUUCAGUCAUGUAGGAGGCUUGAAAAUCCACCAGAGAAUACACACAGGGGAGGAACCCUAUUCUUGCUCAGAUUGUGGUAAAAGUUUCUGUCAUUUAGGAAACCUGAAACAGCAUCAGUUAAGUCAUACCGAUGAAUCAUACUCUUGCACAGUGUGUGGGAAGGUUUUCUUUCGUUUAGGAAACUUAGAACAACAUCAGUUGUUUCACACAGGGCAGAGACUAUACUCCUGUGAUGAGUGUGGGAAGAGUUUCACUCACUUAGGAAGCUUACAGACCCACCAGAGAAUUCACAAAGGUGGAAAAACAUAUACAUGCACUGAAUGUGGAAAGAAUUUCUGUCGUUUAGGAAGCUUAAGAGAACAUCAGCGAAUUCACACCAUUGAGAAAGUAUAUACAUGUAUUAUAUGCGGGGAUGUUUUUAAUCAUUUAGGACACUUUAAACAGCAUGAGCAAGUUCAUACCAAAGAAACAAUGCUUUUUUCAUGAGUUUUACC
This is a messenger RNA of Megalops cyprinoides (Indo-Pacific tarpon), 1680 nucleotides long. RefSeq names its product zinc finger protein OZF-like. Bases 71 to 1672 code for a protein of 533 amino acids. NCBI's taxonomy places the organism in Eukaryota, Metazoa, Chordata, Actinopteri, Elopiformes, Megalopidae. The transcript has a single exon. The record is from RefSeq and is a predicted model, not a curated record. Gene Ontology annotation, molecular function: RNA polymerase II cis-regulatory region sequence-specific DNA binding; DNA-binding transcription factor activity, RNA polymerase II-specific. Gene Ontology annotation, biological process: regulation of DNA-templated transcription.